UGCCGCAGGGAGAACGGCUCAGCGACCAUUGACGUACUAUGGCGGCCUGACGGCAGGUAGCAGUUCCCUAAACGGUUCCCUAACGCUGACCCGACCCCUCUCACCGACACCAUGUUAUUAUGACAACCACAAUCUCGAGAGAGAAACUUAAAUUUGUCUCCGUUUAACGUUAGCAUUUCCCUCAGUGUCUCGACAAUGCCUGUAACGGCCGGCAGUUGGUCCAGGUAACCUAGCCGUUAGCUUCCCAGUUAAAUUAAUCCAAGCGUUUGUAGCACACAAGCUAUCUAAUGUCUCGUGCGAUCGGUAGCGUUCAACGGCUGUCAGAAUCAUCACCAGGACAACGGGGCUCCUUCCCACCCGGCCGUGUGAUGGAAGGGUGAGGGGAACGAUGCUCAGCUUCCUCCAUAUCCUUUUAACAGGCCUGUUUGGUGUUCUGUGGGAUGGAGUUGCUGCGUUUGGUGGGGUCAGGCUAGUGGACGGGGAGAACAAGUGUUCUGGCAGAGUUGAGGUGCUCCGCCAUGACCAGUGGGGGACUGUCUGUGACCAUGGCUGGGACCUCCGGGAGGCUGAUGUGGUGUGCCUGGAGCUGGGCUGUGGCUUAGCUGAAUCUGCCCUUAAUGGUGCAGUAUUUGGUGCAGGCAGGGGAGAGAUCUGGCUACGGCAUGUCCAGUGCUCUGGACACGAGUCCAGUUUGACCCGCUGUGCUGUCGUCCUGCACAGUAACCCCUACUGCACCCAUGAGAAUGAUGCAGGGGUGAAAUGCUCAGGUACCCUUUUAAUGCCCACCCUCACCCUGCUUUCGCCUCACACUGUGUUCUGUCCCGGGGAGGCUGUUCGCUUCAGCUGCAGUGUUCUGCUGGGUCACCACCUCAGUGACUUCCACCUGUACAAGCAUGGAGUGUCCACCCCACUGGUUACACAGAGGGCGGACCAGACCCAGACCAGAGUGGAGCUGACACUGUCCGACAUAGAGACCUUCCACCAGGGCAGCUACAGUUGUCGGUACAGGAUCAAGGGCGGCUUCCCUUCUCAGCUGCUCAGCUCUCCACCCAGCAACUCCAUUAACAUCACUGUUGUGGAGGUCCUGACCCCCCACCACUGGUACAACACGUCCACUGAGGCCCCGGCUGGUUCCGUCCUUAAAGGCCACAGUUUUAACAUCACCUGCUCCACCCCGCAUCAGUACCCUGGAGGUUCCUUCCAGCUGCGUCUGAUCCGCUCCAACGGCACAGUGCGCCAGUCCCUGCCUGCCCUCACCCCGUCCGUCACGUUCACAUUUCCCAACGCCCAGAGCUCCAACGAGGGCUAUUACUACUGCCUGUAUCGGGUCCAGCUGGGGGGACGCACCUUCGUGUCCAGAGAAAGCCAGCCCCUGCCUAUAGCCAUCAGAGACCCAGAUCCAGUCCUCAGUCCAAUGGUGAUCAGCUGGCUUGUGUCUGGCCUUACAUUUGUUGUAGCCGUCAUCGUUAUAAUCAUUGUGGCCAAGGUGCUGUGUAACAAGGAGAAGAAGCCCUCUGAACUGGAACGAGAGACCAGAACCUGUGUGGACAACACUUAUGUUGCCUUAUCAAUUAACAAGCUAUGACGGGGGUAUGCGGGCAGCUGAUUACUACAGACAGAAGGCUCACACAGUGUCCAUCGUGGAUUCAGUUGGCAGAGGACGUAACACAGAACCAAACAGCUUGGUCGGUCCUCCAUCACACUAUUGGAAGAGGCACGAGCUGGACCCAGUUCAGUACAGUUUCGAUGAGGCACAGUUUUUAUUGGACUCUAACAUAGACCUAUCUAAGACCAGUAUUCUUUCAAACAAGACUUUAGGCUAGUGCAACUGCUGGGAUCAUAGGCUAAUGGCCACAGAGAACUGACAGACCGUAAAAACUGUUUUCACUUCAAGGUCAGUGUUGGUUCAAGCUAGACUACAGAUUCCCUCUGACUUGGCCACUGCCAUGACCCGAGAUGUAUGUGUGGACAACUGCUACUAAAAGCUAUACUGGGGAAACUGUGACAUGGGUUCCUCAGGUCUGUGUAUAUUAAAAACAUUGGGCCUCAUGCAAGAACAUUUUCGUAUCCUUAUCUUAACUUUCUUUUUGUGUGGUGGGCUCAAAUGAGUGUGCUACCUCAUUUUCAGUAAACGCGCCUAACGUCUGUGUAAAUCACCUGCGUAAAAAUGAUGAAUGCCACCUGUGUGUAAUGGAGCAAGUGUUUAUGAGAACUGAAAGCUCACUAACACACCCCGAUAAUACCAUAAAAGGCUACACAGCCUGCCCCAUGUGUUCGUUCAUUUAAAAUGGUACAGAAGAGUAAAAAGAACUUGAGCUCGCAGAUUAAAGUUGUGCCCUUGGAGAUUGUUUUUAACAGUGUCAGGAGUUGAAUUAAAGGACCUGCUUAAGCCAAGGACUGGGUAGAAAAUAAUGAGUGCUGUCAACGCCGUGUCACCGGAGGGUUGUACUGUUGCUGAAAUCAAUAAUAAGUGGUUUAAAAUGAAAAGCAAGGCUAACGAUGACCAUGAGGGUCAAAUGGAAGUCUCCAUCACGAUAACAGACGAUAGAAGACAAUAUUGCAACAGAGGAUGUUCCCCUAGACAGCGACCUACACACUCCUGAAUGUGAAGAGAACCCCAUUAAUAGCAUAUUUAAAUUAAUGAUGGCAUCCUUAGGCUACAUGAUACAUUAAGAGCUAUAAUUCAGACUGUACAGUCAAACAUACUAAUGUAAUUAUGAAGUAUAAUUUACAUAGUAAACUCAAAAUGUCUCUAUAGUAAGGGGAGAUAUAAUCCUUUAGUGAAAAACGUGUUUGGAUAACAGCGGACUAAUUGUACGACUCCCUAAAUUGUUUGUGCCCAAGAGAAAAUUAAAAAAAAACAGAAAAUUGUUUAAUGCCACAAGAUCUCAGUCAUACCAGCCACUUAAGAACAAAUAUGUUUGUACGAGUGCUUCUUGCUUGAGGCCCAAUGUUUUGUAUUUAUUACCACAAGCUCCACUAGCUUAUUAUGUACCCGCUUCAACAGAUCAAGGAUCCUUAAAGGAUUAGAAGAUGUCUUUGUAUUUUAAGUCUAACCCUACUAUGCAUCUUAUGUCAUUUACAAUAUGUACAUUGCUGCACUUAAAGGUGUGUAAAUAGAAGCUGUAGUUGAUUAAAAUGCUGCUGUUGUUGGA
This is a messenger RNA of Dicentrarchus labrax (European seabass), 3155 nucleotides long. RefSeq names its product deleted in malignant brain tumors 1 protein. The transcript has 8 exons. The record is from RefSeq and is a predicted model, not a curated record. Gene Ontology annotation, cellular component: membrane. Lineage: Eukaryota; Metazoa; Chordata; Actinopteri; Moronidae. Bases 389 to 1585 code for a protein of 398 amino acids.